Molecule: messenger RNA, 264 nt
Organism: Aspergillus ruber CBS 135680
Lineage: Eukaryota; Fungi; Ascomycota; Eurotiomycetes; Eurotiales; Aspergillaceae
Exons: 3
Coding region: 1-264 (87 amino acids)
Source: RefSeq, a predicted model, not a curated record
AUGAACUCCGCCAUCCCUAAUCAUAUCCCCUCUCAACCACGCCCAGGUCCUAUUGGACGGUGGUAUCUCCCUGUGAUGGCUCUGAUCAGUAUCGGAUUCGGAGUCUCAAAUUACUACUCUCCAUCAGCGAUGAAUGCCCGAAUCGAGACUCGGAUUAGAGAAGAGGAGCGGCUCAAACGGAACAAGCAAUUGAUGGAUGCAUACGGACACAAGGAUAGCUUGCAGGAUGUCGAACGGGCGUUGGAGGCUUACGAAGUUCAAUGA